AUGUCAACAACAAGAGCAAUUCCAGUAUCUUUAAAGGAUAGAUCAGAUAUCGAUUUUUCAACAUCAUUAGGUGGCACUUUAUAUGGUACUACUCCAGGUGGCACAAAGAUUGUUUAUGAUCGUAAUGCCUUAUUACAAUAUCGUAAUUCACCACUCUCAAAAACUCCACCACCACAAUUAGCUCAUAUUACAAAUACUGAAUUAAACAAGAAAGUUGAAAAAUCCACUACAACUCCAACUACUACAACUCCACCAACUACCACCGCUAAACCAAAACCAACUAACGACGAUGAUAUUUUCCCCAUGGAAUAA
Dictyostelium discoideum AX4 is the source of this 312-nucleotide messenger RNA. RefSeq lists its product as hypothetical. Gene Ontology annotation, molecular function: eukaryotic initiation factor 4E binding. The record is from RefSeq and is a predicted model, not a curated record. Lineage: Eukaryota; Evosea; Eumycetozoa; Dictyosteliales; Dictyosteliaceae. Bases 1 to 312 code for a protein of 103 amino acids. The transcript has 2 exons. Gene Ontology annotation, biological process: negative regulation of translational initiation.